GGGGCGGGGUGUCGGGCGGCGCCGGCCCAAAAGGCGGAGUCGCGAGGCGGAGGGCCCAGAGCUGUGAGCACUGUGCUGAGUGCGCCGCGGAGAAAGCCUGCGGGAACCCAGAGCCGGAGGAGCCCUUCGUCCCCGCCCGGCCUGGCCCGGCCCCGCGCUAUGGAGUUCCUCUGGGCCCCUCUCUUGGGUCUGUGCUGCAGUCUGGCCGCUGCUGACCGCCACACCGUCUUCUGGAACAGUUCAAACCCCAAGUUUCGGAGUGAGGACUACACAGUACAUGUGCAGUUAAAUGACUACCUGGACAUCAUCUGUCCUCAUUAUGAGGAUGACUCUGUGGCAGACGCUGCCAUGGAGCGGUACACACUGUACCUGGUGGAGCAUGAGCAGUACCAACUGUGCCAACCCCAAUCCAAGGACCAGGUCCGCUGGCAGUGCAACCAGCCCAGUGCCAGGCAUGGCCCAGAGAAGCUGUCUGAGAAGUUCCAGCGCUUCACACCCUUUACCCUGGGCAAGGAGUUCAAAGAGGGACACAGCUACUACUACAUCUCCAAACCCAUCCACCACCAGGAAGACCAGUGCUUGAGGUUGAAGGUGACCGUCAGUGGCAAAAUCACUCACAGUCCUCAGGCCCAUGCCAAUGCACAGGAGAAGAGACUUCCAGCAGAUGACCCAGAGGUGCAGGUUCUACAUAGCAUUGGUCACAGUGCCGCCCCCCGCCUCUUCCCACUCGCCUGGGCUGUGCUGCUCCUGCCAUUCCUGCUGCUGCAAACCCCAUGAAGGUGUAUGCCGCACGCACUGUAAGAACUGGAACUGAGGGGGCAGGGCGGGCCUCCCUCACCUGCCUGGGGCCCCUCCCAAAGCCCUAGUCCUGGGAACCACUCCUACCACAUGCACAAGCUGCCACCCAGCAGCCUCAAAACGGGUCAGUAUUAAAGCUUUCAACCCAAAGGAGGUCAGCAAGCCUGACAGUGCCAUCCUCGCCUCCACCUCAGAGGGAUGGACAAAGAAGUGGAGACAGUCCUUUCCCCUCCAUUCCUGCCCUUAAGCCAAAGAAACGAGCUGUGCGGACAUGGCCUCUUAAGAAGGGCACUGUGGGAGCCGAGCUGAAAGGGGCUUGGGCUUACAUGGAUGGACACUGAGCUUGGCGAAGAUGUCCCUCCCAGAGAGAGCCAGGAUGGCUCUGAAGGAAAAGCAAGAGACAAGUUUCCUGCUUGGGAGCCAGGAACAGGAGAGGCAGCAUGCUUGGGCUGACCCAGCAUCUCCCCCAAGACUUUCCUCUGUGGAGGUGCCACGGAGAGGACUGUAGCCAGGCAUUACAUCCUCUCCCACCCUGGGGCAUCACUCCGCGGAGCUGCGCCAGCAGGGGGGCUGUGCCAACCUGUUCUUAGAGUGUAGCUGUAAGGGCAGUGCCCAUGUGCACAGAGUCUGUGCCUAGACUGACUGUAGCCUGAAGGGCAGGGCCCACGAGUACAGAAUCUGUAUAUGAACUAGAUGUGUGUCUGCUGAUUUCUACAACUGGAGUUUUUUUAUACAAUGUUCUUUGUCUCAAAAUAAAGCAAUGUGUUUGUUUUUUUGGA
Messenger RNA from Balaenoptera acutorostrata (minke whale), 1577 nucleotides. It is a transcript of the gene EFNA1, whose product is annotated as ephrin A1. Gene Ontology annotation, biological process: ephrin receptor signaling pathway; axon guidance. Gene Ontology annotation, cellular component: plasma membrane. The coding region runs from base 160 to 777 and encodes 205 amino acids. The record is from RefSeq and is a predicted model, not a curated record. NCBI's taxonomy places the organism in Eukaryota, Metazoa, Chordata, Mammalia, Artiodactyla, Balaenopteridae. Gene Ontology annotation, molecular function: ephrin receptor binding. The transcript is spliced from 5 exons.